Molecule: messenger RNA, 711 nt
Organism: Schizophyllum commune H4-8
Lineage: Eukaryota; Fungi; Basidiomycota; Agaricomycetes; Agaricales; Schizophyllaceae
Exons: 1
Coding region: 1-711 (236 amino acids)
Source: RefSeq, a predicted model, not a curated record
AUGAAUCCCGCUACACGCCCCGCUAAACGCAUGCGCCGAACCGCUACCGCUGUACUGGCUGGCCAAUGCGAUCCUCGGCCCGCGCGCGACGUGCUCACCAGCCUGCUCAACGGUGUGCCUCCGUAUCAAGUCGUGGAGAAGGAGGAGGAGAACGCACGGCGGCAGGAGAAGAAGGAGGCGGCUAGGGACAGGAAGAAGGCCCGAGCGGCGGAGAAAGCCAGGAAGGCGGCGGCGAGGGAGGGGAACGCGACCGCGGCAGCGGACGGCUUACCAAACGGACGCGCCACUGCACCAUUCACCUUCGCCAUUCCAACGCCUGCUGCACCCUCUGGCAAGCAGCCCCACUUCCACGUCCGCCCCGCUAUCCACAUCACCUCUGGCCACCGAUCGGUCUCCGUCACGCCCCCGCCCAUGACCCCUCCUCCCAUGUUCCCCUCAUCUCCGGGCUCUACCCCAGGGCCGGACGACUCCUCCGCCACCUCCCGCACCUCAUCUAAGCGGCCGUACACGCCCGACACGCUGGACGGCUUCGAUCGUCACCCGUCCUUCAGUGCGCCUGUCAAGCGGAAGAAGCCUCGUGCAGCUGCGAAGAAAGGCUGGAAGGGCUGGGUCGAAGGAUCUCCAGAGCCUUCAGACCGGCUUAUCAACCUGGACCAAGCAGUCGUGUUCCAAGAGCGCAGGACGCGCAGCGGGAGGAACUUCGAUGCCUAG